AAAAAUUCGGGACGAAACGACAAAGUUCAAGCAGAUAAACGAUAUGAUUUUCAUUAAUUUACAUUAGAUAACUUUUGUGUUCAACAUUCUGUCGUUUCAUGCAACGUUGCGCUUUCAAUAGCGAAAGUUUCCCUCUUAAGAAGACACGUUUCGAACGACACCAAAAAGUUAUGUGUGUCUCAAUUUGUUCACGUUCCUUGUAUUUAUUUACGGAUUAAGCGCGCCACGAAACAAUGGAUAAGCUCAAAGGAAUGAUGCCAAAAUCCGUAAAAGUCCCGAAAAAGUUGCGAAAAAUGAAAAAAUGGAACAACAAUUUGACACUCGAUACGAUCGGCAGUACAAUCGGGAACAACAUAAGUCAAUUAGUGAAUCGAUUUUAUCCACAAACGGAUUCGAAUGAAGGUAAAAAUCCUCCGGAGAACGAACCGCCAGGCGUCUCCACAAUUUCCGGUUCAUAUGUCGCAGAUUCGGUGCCUUCAACGUCGCAAAAGUCCAAUUUUGGGUUAUACGCUUUGAAGCACGAUCGGAAUAAGGAUCGAAAGGAAAGCGGAGGGGGCAAGAAAGGUUUACAGCUGCUUCAUAUCCCAAAAUUGAGAAAAGAUAAGGUUUCGAGUACCUCGAAAAAUGUCCAAAAGGAAAUUGUUCAUGAGAAAUUUCAACCUUGUAAAAGUUUGAAAGAUCCACAAAAAAGUAUCGAACGAGGUCAGAGCUCGAGUUUAGAUGAAAGUAUUGGUUCAGUGAAUGACUGUACGGAAGUUCAUUUCGAUAUCGAAAGUGAUUUGGAAACUUCCAAGAACUCUAAAAGGGUUCAAUUGAAGCCAGCUGUUCCUCCGCGAAGACGAAAGCCCUCGCAAUCGAGUGUAACGACUGUCGUCCCGAAAGAAGAGCUUUCAGUUCAAAAAUUUCCUCAAGAGAAACCCAAACCAAGUCCUCGUAAAGUUCCUCCAGCUCCUGAACCUCCAACGAAGCCUGAAGUAAAGUCUUUGGGAACUUUUGUGGCUCAAAAUCGUCCCGAACAAAAACCUCAAGGAACAAGAGCUGAACCUAAACGAACUCAUGCCCGAAACAAAAGUGUCGAUAUUUUCGUCAAAAAACCAGAAACUGAAGUUUUUCAGGAUUUCGAUAAUUUUUUUGACAAAUCAGCAGUUAGCUCGUCAUCAUCUUCUUCGAAUCAAUCGAGUUUCGACCAAAAAAUGGCUGAACUUCGUUCAAAUACUGAACGACGUUUCAGUCAAAUUAAAGUACAAAAUUUUAACGAAACAAGUAAAAUUCCUCGAUGCAAAAGCAUAAUUUCGCCAAAGCAUCAACAGAAAGCAAUUGACUCGGAAUCGUCGAGUAACGAACUAAAAAGUCCCAAAAUUGUCACAGAUCAAGCGAAAAAGAUGCCGCAAGGGAUUUUGAAACAAAAAACGCCGUCCUCGCCGAGAGAUGGCGCUGAAGAACAAAGAAUGCCGUUCUCGCCGAGAGAUGGCGCUGAAGAACAAAAAAUUCCACAGCGGAAAUUUUUCGUUUAUUACAACGACGAAGAUGAAUUAGUUUUCAAUCAAGAAUACCAAAAGCAAGUUGAAGCGUCGAAAAAUUCACAGCCCUUGUCACUUUUUAUGGGCUGUGAAAAUAACAAUCAAAUUUUGCAACAACAAAAACUGAGCUUGAGUGACUUCAACCACAAUGACGUUAUCUACAGAAACUAUUUUAAUAAUGCUGACCCGAAUGACAGUCUUCGGAGUAUGGCUUCCUCUUCAGAUGGCAUUUUUAUUUAA
Molecule: messenger RNA, 1760 nt
Organism: Culicoides brevitarsis
Lineage: Eukaryota; Metazoa; Arthropoda; Insecta; Diptera; Ceratopogonidae
Product: nucleolar protein dao-5-like
Exons: 2
Coding region: 234-1760 (508 amino acids)
Source: RefSeq, a predicted model, not a curated record